Messenger RNA from Cercospora beticola, 747 nucleotides. NCBI's taxonomy places the organism in Eukaryota, Fungi, Ascomycota, Dothideomycetes, Mycosphaerellales, Mycosphaerellaceae. The record is from RefSeq and is a predicted model, not a curated record.
AUGGAUUUCGUAUACGCGCACUACGAGAACCUUUUUGGAAUGCACCACGCUGCAGGAUGCCUGCCUUGGCAUCGAUGGCUUCUCGCGUUAUUUGAGCAGAGUCUGAGAGACGAAUGCGAGUAUGAAGGUUCGAUGCCUUAUUGGGAUUGGAGUUUGGAUUGGAACGAUCCGGGAAGAUCACCAGUGUUUGAUGAAACGUUUGGCUUUGGAGGUGAUGGGAACCCGACGCGGGAAUCUACAAUAUUGAAUGGGAGUUGUGUGACCACGGGGCCGUUUGCGAAUAUGAUGAUUCCGAAAUUUCCAGAGGCGAGUCCUGGUGAGGAACAUUGUUUGAGUAGGGAGUUUGGGUGGAAGCAUGGUGCUCAUGGAGAUAAGCUGAGAAAGGACUUUUUGCGAGGUGUGUUGCAAGAGGCAACGUUUUGGAAUUUCACGAGGGCGUUUGAGCGGGGGCCUCAUGAUACCAUACAUGGGUAUAUUGGUGGGGUUCUUCCGACCCUGACCUUAGUAGCAGAUUCCAUCUUUUAUCUUCACCAUGGUCAAAUCGAUAGAUUGUGGGCGAUAUGGCAGAAAGCUGCCCCCGGACACGGAACAGAUUACGCUGGUUAUUAUACAUUGAACACAGAUGCACCCGCAAGAAAAGACGAUAUUAUCCCUUCCAAAGAUCUUGCGAGGAAUGUGACGGUCGCUGACAUUUUAGAUAUUGAAGGAGAUAUACUCUGUUACCAAUAUGAUAGUUAUAACGUCUAA